Messenger RNA from Metschnikowia bicuspidata var. bicuspidata NRRL YB-4993, 2213 nucleotides. RefSeq lists its product as uncharacterized. The coding region runs from base 410 to 1846 and encodes 478 amino acids. The transcript has a single exon. NCBI's taxonomy places the organism in Eukaryota, Fungi, Ascomycota, Pichiomycetes, Serinales, Metschnikowiaceae. The record is from RefSeq and is a predicted model, not a curated record.
UAGCUACAUACAUCUGAGCAUCCCGUCUCCAGUGUUCGCAAGGUUCUGGCAAAAACUUCGCGUUGCUACUUUCUGGGCGGCCCGCAAACUCAUCCUCAUACUUUUGUAUCUACUAGUCUCUUCCCCCAACAGAGUAAAUUUGCCAGUAAGACGGAAAAAAAACUACACAUUCUUUGUCGGACAACGCCACAAGCAUCCCCCCAGCAUCCCCUGCCAUUGCAUUGCCUUAUUUCUGGCUUCGCUGAUUACAAACACGGUCUCUUUGAAAGUUUGCAUCUUCCACCCCCAAGGCGGCUUUUCCCGAUCCCCCUCCCAAUCCUGGCACCACCGGGACUCGAGACCCAACGCAGGCCAAGUCAGCCCAGAAGAUUGCUUUGCAACCCGAAAACACCCCAAUUUAUAGAUCCAAAUGUCUCCGCCGUCUAUGCUCGGAAUAAGGGACCUCCUCAAUGAGGGCAGCUCGCCCGAACUGGUCUCGCACAGCUCGGACGACGGCUCCAGAUUCACAUCGCACGUGGGCUCCGAGCCCAAGUUGGAGGUCAAUAGCUGCAACCACAGAAUCGACAAGCUUUACCGGACCCGCGUGCACCCUGCGUUUCUCAAGCACCACAGGCUUUUGGACAUUGCAUUGCGCCGCAAACUGGCGCCCAAACGCACGCCCUCGGCCGCCAACUGCGGCCUGAAGCUCCACCGCAAACUGCUUGAGGCAGGCCUCCGCGUGCGCUUGAUAUCGGCCCCUUCCAUAUACGAGAUCUACUACCAGCUCACGCCGUUGACGUCGCACAGCAAGCAGCUAUAUCGAAUCUUGGCCGACAAGACGCAAUACACGCUCCGAGCCGAGGACGUGAGCCUGGACUUGGUGUCCAUGCGAAGCGGGCCCGGAGGGCCGCGCCAAUCCGGCCUGGUGAAAACAGAAACGGGCUCAGUAAAAACAGAAACGGGCCCAGCAAAAACAGAACCCGGCCCCGGCUCGCCCAACAGCUCCCCGCCAAGUGCACACGCAGGGCCGCCUGCAGAAAUGCUCCAGCCGGGCAAGUUGACGGCCCGGACCGUGCGGCUUAUAGACAGCAACUUGGUCAACUUGGCUGGCGUGCCCUCCAAGGUCUUGAAAUCGCUUACCUACGACAAGUCCACCACGGAGCUGGGCGGGUCGGUAAGCGACCGCCCCGAGGAGUUGGUGCGGACGUUCAACAACUUGGACACGGCCGUUUCGUCCAUGUUUGCGGCGCAGAAGUACUCGUUGGUGCGAGUCACGAAAUGCGCCGCCUCCAACAGCGAGGCCUCGGCCCUUGUCAAGCUCGAAACCGCGCAGCCAGGAGACCCGUCGUUGAUUGACGACGGCGAGUUCAUCGAAGACAUGGUGGCGUCGUUGGGCCAGCCCGACCUGGUGCCCUCCAACCUCUUCAUCAAGAAGGUCAUCGCCAGGCCGCGGUACAAGGUGGACAUGAAGCUCUAUUUCGUGCCCACCGGCACGCCGAUGCUGUUGUACGUGGUCUCCCGUGCGUUCGAGCGCGAUCUUAUAAACGGCAUCAUCGACAUCCAGUCCACUCCGGACAGGCACAUCUGCACCACGUUCGACCCGGCGCCCAUCUUGGAUACAGUGAGGCGCCUAGUAUGGCAGAGCACGGGCUACCGGGCGGCGUUUGACGAGCACGUGCCCAACCACAUCACCGAGAAUCUUCAUAAAUACUUCAUGGACUUGCCAGCCGAGCAGGAUAGUGAAGAUAGCUCGCAGACAUCUUCGACUCCGGCCUCGCGCUCAUCGAUGUUCUCGUUGUCCAACGACUCCAUAGAUUCCUCGGGCUUCUCGCUCAUCUCCUCCGCCUCCAGCGUUGCGGGAAAGUAGAACACGGGGCCACGUUCACGAAAGUUAUGACUUGUUUAUUUCAUUGUUUGAGUUUUUGUGCUGGGUUGCUUGUGACGUCACUUCCGCGUUGCGGGUUUUCUGACACAGCGCCGUGCCGCUCCCUAGAAAGACGAGAAGGCGCCUUCCCCACAUGGAAGCGAGAUCGUUGCGUCAGAGUGAGUGGCAGCCCAUGAUACAUGUGUAUUUUAGAAAUGGGGUUUUCAAUUCCAUAAUAUUCAUUUAUUCUUCGUAUUUCGAAUCUAGUUUCCCAUUCGCGCACCAAUCCCCAACCAGCUCCGUUUAGACACUCAAAGAAACCGUCUCCGUGGUGAUCAUGUCCUUGAAAGGAGCCAAGGCCUCGGCAACG